Messenger RNA from Pseudozyma hubeiensis SY62, 1500 nucleotides. RefSeq names its product potential transmembrane protein. Lineage: Eukaryota; Fungi; Basidiomycota; Ustilaginomycetes; Ustilaginales; Ustilaginaceae. Gene Ontology annotation, molecular function: transmembrane transporter activity. The transcript has a single exon. The record is from RefSeq and is a predicted model, not a curated record. The coding region runs from base 1 to 1500 and encodes 499 amino acids. Gene Ontology annotation, biological process: transmembrane transport.
AUGCCGAACCGGACGAACGAGGCGACGCCGCUGCUCUCGGCGCAUUCUCAGCUCUCCCCCUACAUUGUCGACACUGCUUCUCCCUCCGUCUCUCCGCGAGAACCACGAAAAGCAUCUCCCCUCCCGCGCAAACAGCUCUUCGUCCUCUGCCUCAUGCGAAUGACCGAACCCAUCUCGUUCACCGUCAUCUUCCCCUUCGUAAACGCCAUGCUUCGAGCCAACCUUCCACCCUCCGUCCCGGACUCCCAGCUCGGCUACUACGCAGGUCUAGUCGAAUCCGCCUUCGCCUUCGUCCAAUUUCUCACCAUCUUUUGGUGGGCACGCUUAUCAGAUCGGGUCGGACGCAAACCUAUCCUCCUCAUCGGUCUCUUCGGAUCGUUCCUGUCGGUCAACGCUUUCGGGUUCGCAAAGACCUUUCCGCAGAUGGUGCUGGCCAGAUCCAUCGCUGGGUUGAUGAAUGGAAACAUCGUGAUUUUGAAGAGCGUGUUGGCCGAGAUCACGGACGAGACGAAUCAGGCGAGAGCGUUUAGUUUGAUCCCGCUGUGCUUUGCGGUGGGCUCGAUCGUGGGGAAUGGAUUGGGAGGGUGGUUAGUCGGGGUUGGGGAAGGAGAGUGGUGGCAGAAGCAUCCGUUUUGGCUGCCUUGUGGUAUUGCGAGCUGCUUCAAUCUUUGUGCUAUCGUUCUAGGGUGCCUGUUCCUCAAAGAGACUCUGCCGAACAAGGCACUGUCCAAGCCAGAAGACACGCCGCAGCAGGAGAUGGAAGCAGAACCAGCUCCAUCGAUCCCAUCUCUCCUGUCUUCGCCUCUGAUCCGCAGAGUUCUGGGUACACAGUUGGGGCUCAACUUUCUCAACGCCUGUCACGCCGCACUGCUUCCGCUGUUCUGCUACACAUCCAUCGCACACGGUGGUCUCUCCCUCUCCUCCUCCGACAUCGGUACCGUCCUCGCCGUCAACGGAGCGUUUACGAUCUUCAUCCAGCUCAUCCUCUUCCCCACGCUCGAACGACGUCUCGGCGGUCCGCAACGAGUCUAUGUCCGCGUCACCGCGUGCCUGCCUUUCCUAUGGCUCUGUUUCCCCAUCGCCCAUCAACUCGCAGCUUCCCAUCCUUCCGCAAAAGCAUGGCCGAUGUCAGCUCUCUUCGUCGCCAUCAUCCUCAAGGGCAUCAGCAACAUGUCCAUCGUCAGCAGCAAUCUCCUUGUCAACAACUCCGCUCCCACCAGAAGCAGUUUGGCUACCAUGAACAGUAUAAGUCAGAUGGCGGGGUGUUUGAGUAGGACGAUGGGGCCGACAUUUAGUACGAGUUUGUUCGCUUUCAGCACGAGCAGAGGGGUGCUGGGUGGGCAGUUCAGUUGGUUGGUCAUGUGGGGGAUCAGUGCGACGGUGUGGGUGUUCACGAUGAAGGUCAAGGCGCCGCAGAAGGCUGCUUGGAGAGUGAAGCAGCAGCAGCAACGGGAAGAUGUGAAUGGAGGAGAGACACCGACACCACCACGAAUUCGAUGA